AUGACUAGGGUUGAUGGGGUAUUUUAGCAAAGUCUUUAAAUUGAUAAUAAUAUCAUAGAAUAUGCUGUUUUUAAAGAUUAGUUAAUAGUCAUGUCUUAAAAAGAUUAAAGUAUAAGGAGCUGGGACAUAUCUACAAAUAAAUUAUAUCCCUUAUGCUUUUUUAACUAGUUGAGAGAUAAUAUUGAUAAAAUAGAACUUGUAAAUGUUAGUAAUUUAGUAAUAAUAUCUAUAGGUCUCUAUAGCGAAAUUUUCACUAUCUCUAUAUAAUCUCAUAUCAUUUACCCAACUUUUUUGCCUAUUACUUCUAGUUAGUAGUUUAAAAUUGUAUAUACCGCAUAAGAAACAGUAUAAUGGUUCGAUAACUUAAUAGUAAGAUUCUUAAGUAACUAAAUCAGAAUAACAGAAAUCUAUUCAAGUGCUUAAUAUUUAAUCAGUUUGAACGAAUUUACACAAUCUCAAUUUAUAUGCUCGUCACUAAGUAAUUUUAUUUAAUUAAAAAAACUUUUAAACUAAAAUCUGAUGUUGGCAAUAAAUAAAAAUUCUGUACAACUUACAAUAAUUGACUAAUAAAGCUGCAAAAUUUAGAUUUUACCUGAUUUAAUUAUAAAAUUUGACUUAAUUUAUUACAAUAAUCUGGAAUAUGUAAUUAUUCUAACUAAUUCAGGAAUCGUUAUCCUUGACUAAAAUUUUAAAACUGCAUAGAGCUUCAGCUUGACUAAAUACCAAGUAAUACACAUGGCAUAAUCUCUUUAAAUAUAAAAUAAUUAUCAAAUUUAUAUUUUAGCUAUUGAGCAAGCGACUAGUAAACAAUUUGUACUUUAGCUAUAAAUCUAAUUUACAAACUCUUUAGCAUCAAUUAGCCAAAUUUUAACAUAUAAUGUUGGAAUUAAUGAUGCAAAAUAGUUGGCAUAUUUUCCUAAAACUUAAGAUGGAAAUUUCGCGUCUAGACUUUUUAUACUAGGAAUCGAUUAUUAGUCAAUAUUACUAGAUUAAGUUGAUUUUUCUAUUUCUUUAGAAAAAUAAGAAUAUUUGGUCCAAAAUUUUCGCUUGGGAUUACCUUAGAUAAAUGGAUAGAUUUAGAGUGUAUUAAUUUUAGAGCAAAGCUAACUCCUUAUAGCAAGUAAUAAUCUUGGAAAUCUUUACAUUUGGGAUUUUGCAAAUAUAUUUAACGCCAGAUUGAUAUGUGGAACUUUAUUACCUAGUAGCUAGAAUAAUUAAAUAGUUUAAUUCAACACAAAUGAUGAGCAAACAAUUAUAAUAUUGACUUAAUAAAAUGUAUUUAUUUUUGACACUUAUUCUUGUACAAUCGUUUAAUAAUGGAACUUUAAUAAUAACCAAUAUAAGGGUCUGCAAGUAUCGGUUUAAAAUAAUUUGGCAAUAAUUUUAAUAAAUAAUCAAUUAUUUAUAAUAUAACAAAAUACUAAUAGUUUAUAACCAUUAGAUUUUUAAAUACCUGGGAUUAUUAAUUUAAUAUCUUACUAAUAAAAUAACAUUCUUAUCAUCCAAUUAAAUUCUAAUAUUUUAAUUAAUUCUAAAGUAGAUUUAACACAAUUUACAGUAACUUAAGCUAAAUAAAUUUCUUAUCCCAACGAUACAAUCUAGCUAUUAAGAAUAAAAAAUUAUAGUCCCCCUAACCAAACUUAGUUAAAUGCUUUGUUUGAAAUUAUUUUAUUUAUGAAUAGCUAAACUAUGUACUUUCUCCAUGACGAUUUAUCUUAAUUCUCAAAGGUUUAGGGUAUUUAGCUUUCAAAUGCUAUAGAUUUAAACUUUGUAGCUGACCCGUUGGACAAUGGCUACGUGAUUGGUGGAUUGACAUCAAAAAAAUCAACUUAAUAUCUAUAUGAAUCCUAUAUGGUAUUCAAGGAUACUUAACUGGUUUUAUUGGCCUAUCAAGUGAGUGCAAUGAAUUAAUUAUUUCCGCCAACAAAAUAUUAUGAUCAGUUUGCUUAAAGCACAAUAUAUAGAAUGAAGAUGGGUUAGAGCUUCGGAAUUAUAUAGGCUAUAGGUGAAUUUGAAUUUGAUGUGUCUCGAUAGGCUAAUACAUUUAGAAAUCUUCUUGUUGCAAAUAAUAUUCUUAAUGCAAAACUUACUCUUACAAAAGACUAAAAAUAUGCUGUCCUUGGAGAUAAUUUAGGCACAGUAGCUACUAAACUAAUUUAACUUGAUUAUUAUAGUAGCAUUUACUAGUUAGAUUAGUAAUCUAUAAAUAAAGGAAAUUUUAUUUCAAAAGUGUACUAGAGUUAUAUUUUAGGAGUUUUCCUAAUAAUAAAAAAUUCAGUAGAAAUUUAUGAUAUUAACACUAAUCUAUUUAUUAAUUCAAUAAAUUCUCAAAAUUACCCAGACGAUACUAUAAUAUAAUAUUUUGUAUUAGAGUAAUAUCAAAAAGUAAUAAUUUGUAAAUAAUUCACAAUAUUUAUUUACGAUUUUUCUUCAUAAGAAACUAUUUAUUUUGAUAGUGGUUCUUCAAUUAUUUCUAAUAUUUUACUUUAUAAUGACCCAACUAACAACUCAGCUAUUAGAAUCAUUUCAUAUGGUCAAUCAGUUAAUUAAUUAGAUUUAAAUUUAAAAAUUUUAAAACACUUAACGAUGGAUUUCAGUGUUUUAAAUUGUUAAACUACUGAAGAUUCACUAAUUUGCAAACUUUAGAAUAAAUAAUUAAUGAUUUUUAGUCUAUCAAAGAAUUAAGUAACUUAUUAAUUUAAGCCAAAAUACUAAAAUGAUUAUAUUUUUGGAGUUGAUGAGCUCAAUCAAAAUUUAAUUGUUUGCUCUGUUGAUGUAAAUUUAUACAGCACUAAAGGAAAUUUUAAGCAAAAACUCUACACUAGUUUACUUUAAGUAACUGAUCUGAAAUUCUUUGGAAAAAGGAUGAUAAUUGUGUGCCAAACAUAUAUAUAAGUUCUAGAUAGAGUUACUUUUGCAUCUUUGGCAACAAUCAUUCCAGGUGGAGGAACAGGAAAUAUUUUUAAAAUACUUUAUAUUGAACCAUACAAUCAUAUAAUAGCUACUUCAUCAUUAAUUAGAUUUGGUUAGGCUUUUAUUUAUAGUUUAGACACUUUUAAUCUUAUAUAAAGCUUGAAAUAAUCUUAUACACAAAAUAAUCCAUUAAUGAUUUGUGAUUUAUUUUUCGAUUAUAAUUAAAACUACUUAGUUUUAUUUGACUUCGGAGGAAAUUUUGGUAUUUAUGAUUACUCUUCUGGAGCAUAUCAAUCUAUAACAUUUGUGCUUAUUAAGGAAUUUCAUUAUAAUCCAACAUACUUACCAGUAGGAUUAAAUUUUAAUCCUAGCACUAAUAACUUGCUAUUGUUUAGCUAAAUCUAAAUAUUUUAGCAAAAUUUUGCAGAGCUUUUAAACAAAUAAACAGUCCACUCAUUAAAAUAAAAUAAUUAUUUUGUUGAGCUUCCUUAACUUAACCCAUAAAAUGAUAUUAAAAUACUUAUCUUAGGUUCUAAUAGCUAAUUUUAUUUAUACUCAGAUUUUUAAUUUUAAUAUUUUUCAAGAAUAGCUAAUUCUAUAGAUGUAGUGAAAGAUAUGAUCUUGAUCAAAGAAUCCUAAUUACUAGUUUUAGGAUUGACCUCUUCGUUUCAGAUAUAUGAUGCUUCUAUUUAGCCAUACUAGCUUUCGCUCAAUAUUCAAAAUUAAAAAUCUUUUAAAGUUGUUACAGGUUAUUAGUUCAGAUACUUCUUAGCAGAAAAUUUAUUUUAUACAAUAGACAAAAAAAUAGUUCAUUAUAAUUUUUAACAAUAAAUUGAGCUUAAAGUUAUAAGUCUUUAAAAUAAUUAAUGGCUAACCUGUUAUAAAUACCUAUCAAGCAUUAAUUAUUUAGUCAUAGGAUUAAAUGAUGGAACUGUUUUUGUUUAUUAAAUUGCAAGCACAUUAUAUACUAAUUUUAAUCUGAAAUAAAGCUAAAGUAUCUAUAAUGUUGUUAAGUUUAUAAUAGAAACACAAAGCUACAUCUUUAUAGCAACACAAUAAACCAUAAUACUGUAAAUUGAUAAAACCAAUAUAAAUAAUUCUGUCAAAUAUGAUCUAAGUUAAUUUAAUAACCAAAAUAAAAAGUUAACAACCUUUUUUGCAGAUGAAAGAGUGAAUAAUAGUACAGUAUAAUAUACCAAUCGAAUCUAUUUAAGCUAUUUAGGUGAAAAACUUAUCAGAUGUAUUGAUAUAUCAACUCUAGCUACUAAUCUUGCUAUUAAAUAUUUAUAGUUUCCUAAUAGCUCAUAUAAUAAAAUAAUGCUAACUGAUAAUUAAAUUAUUUUCUAUUGCACUUUUUAGUUAAACAUCCAUUAGAGGGAUAAUCUUUAAUACAUUAUGAGCAUAAGAAGGUAAAAUAUUAUGGAUGAAAUAAUUGAUUUUAGAGUUUUUAAUAAUGGUACAUAUUAUAUUAUUGUUUACCUAUUAAGAUUUGAAUUUAUUAAAGCUGAUUUUACUCAACAAACUAUUUCCCUAUUAGAUCAAAUUACUAUAAGUAAUUUAUUGAUAGCAAAAACCAUAUUCGAUUCGGUUUCAUAAUAGCUCAGAGUUAUUGGAGUGUCUUAAGAUACCUUAUUUGAUUAGUAAUAUAGCUUAGGUUACUAUAAUGACCAGAGUAUAUUAGGUUAUUCAUAAUGUAGUUUAAAUAUCUAAUCGAUCAGCUCACUUCAAAUGGCGCAAACAAUAGGAUUGAUUAAACCCCCUAGUGUUUAAUAACCAUCGUAGUUGGCUAUUUCACCUAUUUUAAAUUAGACAUACAAUAAUUUUUACACUAUUUAUUUAGAAAGUAAUAAUCUUUAAGAAAUAAAUUUUGAUAUUACUCGUGAUGGAUAAAUCACAAUUGUCCCUUACUCAUAGAACAAUUUGGCUCAAAUAGAGGCAGCUUCAUAGUACAAUAGCUAAAUCUAGAUAGCUCCUGCAACAUUUGUUAAUUUUAAUAAAAAAGAUAUACUUAUCAAAGGCUUCGAAUUUAUUUUUAAUUAAUAAUCAUAAUAAGCCUAGCUAUUGACAUUUAAUAAUAUUUCUUAAAAUAUUUAUUUCUAAAGUAUAUAAAUUAAAAAUUAAAAAUUGUAAGAUAUCAGUUUUUAAUUUCAAAAUAUGACUUUAGUGAUUUUGAAUAAUUUAUAAAUCUAAAAUGUCACAAUUUAGUACAAUCCUAACAAUAUAAAUAAUUCAUUCUUUUUUUUCUCUAACUGCAGUUAUGUUUACAUCAUGAACAUGGUAAUAAAUAACUCAACUUUUGUUGGAGAAUUAAAUAGUUUUGUUAAUGCAUUUGGUAUUACAAAUUUAGAAAUAAACAACUUACAAAUUACUAAUAGCAAUUUAGAUUUCUUCUUUAUUUCAAAAAAGGUGGAUAAUUUUAUAAUUAAUAAUGUUAACAUUAUUAACUGCACUCAAACUAAAUUAAUUAGUCCUGCCUAGCAAAUUUAUUUUUUUUAUGCACAGAGAACAUUAAAUCUUUAGAUAAACAAUAUAAUAUACGGUAACAACUCAAAUAUUUAAUUUAUAAAUUCCUAAAAACAACUAUAGAGUAGUGAUUAUACAAUAACGUUAAAUUCUGAUACUUUGAGUCUGUCUAAUGCUAAUUUUUAUGAUAAUACUAAUAUAAUUGGAAACUAUUAAUCAACAGAAUAACACUUAAUUCAAAUAUACUCAACAACUGUAGUUAUUAAGUCUUUAACUUUUUUAAAUAACCAAGGAAAUGUAUAUGUAAAUUAAGCUAAUAAUAUAACCUUUGAUAGCUGUAAUUUUACUCAAAACUAAAAUUUAAAUGGUGGUGGCAUAUAGUUGGAUACUAUAUAUGUUAGUUUAAAAAUAAUAAAAUCAACAUUUUUCUAAAAUAGAGUUACUGGUAGUGGAGGUGGAAUCUACAUUAGCAAUCAAAUUAAAGAUUUUUAUAUUGAUGAUCAUACUUUUAUCACUUAAAAUAAUGCUCUCAUUGGUGGUGGUAUUCGCUUUUUUUUAAAUAUUAAUAACAGGUAUAAUGGCUAAUUUAAUAACCUUUAUCACAAAGCGAAUAUAAAUUCUAAUAAUGCUUUAAUAUAUGGUUAAGAUAUAGCAUAAAAUUUACAAAGCAUAAGAGUUAAAAGUGUAGUAUACGAUCCAAGUGGAUAAAAUACUCAACUUCCAUUUCUUUUUUAAGAUUAAGCUGAAUUAAAUCAAUAAGAAAAAUAAUUUUAUUCUGGAAAAUUAAUUUUAUAAAAUAUUGUUAGCGGGUCUUCUUUUAAAAUAUCUAUUUCAGUAAUGGAUUAAAUUGGUGAUAUAUUAUUCUUUGACACAACUCUUCUUAGAGAUAAAGUUUAUCCACCUGAUAUUAUGUAAGAACUGAGCAGUAUAUAUUUAAAGCUUGAUGCACUAAAUUCAAGUAGUUAACUAGUUAUUAAUGGAGAAACUUAUAUUACUCCAGAUUAGUAUAAUCAAACUGAAUUAGCCUUCAAUUUUAGAGAGUUUUAAAUGACAUCUAGUCCUCUUCUUUCAGUUUCAUUUAAUUUAGAUUAUAGCAUUAAUUAAGUGGAUAGUAAACCAAUUUAAAUAAUUGCUAUUUUUCGUUAGUGUGUUGUUGGUGAAAUAUAUAAAUACUUUAGUCCUUAAAUUAUAAGUUGCUAUUAAUGUCCAGAAGGGUAGUUUUCGCUUAUUUAACCAUCAAUGAAGUAAAAUGACUCUUAGACAAAUGAAUAGGACAUAUAGGUUUGCCAAAAAUGUCCAGAUUCGGCCAGCUUUUGUAAAGGAAAAAAUAUUGUCAUUAAAGAUGGAUACUGGAGAAGUAGUGAUUCCUCUUCAAAUAUAUUUUAUUGCUUAAAUCAACCAAGUAAUUGCGUUUCUUAAAUUAGAUCAGAUGUUGAUUAAAUAUAAGGAUGCAUUAAAGGUAAUAUAGGACCUCUUUGUGAAGAAUGCGAUUAUUUUGGUGAAGUUUGGAAAGGCCAUUAAUACUCUAACUCUUUUACCUAGAGAUAUGAUUGCAGUGAAUGCAGUGAUACAUCUUACUAAAUUGCUUUUAUAAUAAUUAUGGGAAUUUUUUUUACUUUAUAUUUCUUUUUCAGUACUCUAAUGUUUAUGUCAAGCUUUAUGCAUACACAGACUUGCUACUAUCUGAGAAGACUAAAUCUAUUUCCUAUUUCAUCGAAUUCAAUCAGGGAUUGGUCAGGUUUUUACCUCAAAAUUCUUAUAAACUAUUUAUAAAUUUCAUCAAUGCUCAUAUAUUUCAAGCUUAAUGUAUUUCCUUCAUUCUUCGGAGAUUUAGGGAAUUUAUUUUAGUCACCUUCUAAUAAGAUCAAUGUAACCAUUAAUUGCAGUAUAAUUUCUAUUGUUAAAACAAGGCUACAAAAAGUUCAAGCUUAAUAAAUUAUUUAGCUUUUAACACCACUUAUCUUCUAUUUUAUCAUAAAAUUCAUUUUUUAGAUCUGUGAGAGGUUAAAAAAAUAUAAUAUAAAUAACUGGCACAAGUUCACAUUAUAUAAUUUAAUUUUUGCCUUCUUUUAGCCUAGCUCUAUUUAAUUCUUUGCUUAAUCGUUAAGUUGUCGUUAAAUAGGGACAAAUAAUUAUUCACAAUUUGAUUUAUUAAUUGAUUGUGAUGAACUCAGAUAUAAUAGAUUUACCUAAUCCUUUAGUAUAACUAUGAUACUAUUUUGGAUAAUUACUCCUUUAAUUAUUUUAUAUAAAAUUAAAAAAUCAUCUAAAACUUUAAAUAAUUGUAUUAUCCGCUACAAAUACGGUUUUUAUUAUUCUGAAUUCAAGUAGGGUUAUUACUACUGGGAAUUCGUGAGAUCUAAUCUUCGUAUAUCAUUGGUGCUUCUUUUCACAUUUCUUUCAGGUGAUAAUAUUUAUUUAGUUUAUAUUUAAAUCAUAUUUAUCAUGAGUGCCUAUAUAAAAUUAAUGCUAAUAUAUAGACCGAUUCAAAGCAAUAAACUGCAAUAAUUUGAAAUUCUUUCAAUUUUGGUCAUAAUAGUUAAUUUGAUUCUAACUGCUUUAAAUCACGAAUAUUAGUACUUAUUUAUAGAAUCUAUUACCUAUUGUAUUCACAUUUGCUUUAUUUCUUACAUAAUUGUAGUUAUUAUUUCUUACAAAGUGUCUUCAAAAUUAAAUGCCUUUGGAAGACUCAUUCGCUGGAUUUUUAAAAAGAUUCUACCACAUAAAUUUUACUAGAAAUUCGAAACUAAACUAGAAAUAAAAUUUAGCACAUACAAAAAAUGGAAAGAAAUCAGAGAAAUGGUUCCUUAUAUUAUUGGUUUGAAGGCCCUAGAAAAAGCAAAAGAAAUUUCAAAUACUAUUAAUAAAACAAAUGCUCCCUCGAAAAGCAAAAAAAGCUUAGCAUAAAAAUAAAUAAGCUAAUUAGCAUGUGAUCUUUCUCGCUCAUUUUCUCCUAAUUUUAAUCAAUAAAAUUAAGAUCAAGCAUAUUAUUCACCAUCUCAUAAGGAAUAAGAAAAAAAUGCAAGUUAAGAUUUUGUAAUUGAGUAAUAAAAUAAUGAUAAAAGCAAUUAAUUAUAAGAUUAAAAUACUCAAAAAUUAAAAGAAUCAAAUGGUAAUAUGAGCAUGAGCUUAUCUAAGAUAGAAUUUUUCUCAAAUCUAGAAAAUGUUGAAAAAGUUACAGAAAGUUAAUCAUAGAAUGAUUAAUCUCCUUAUCCAUAAAACUUUAAUAAAAAAAGAAGAUUAUUACCAAGUCAGUAUUAGAUAAAUGCAGUUAAUAUAUCUACUUUAGACUAAAAGGAUAGGACUAAGGAAAGCAAUUAGUGA
Tetrahymena thermophila SB210 is the source of this 8700-nucleotide messenger RNA. RefSeq names its product transmembrane protein, putative. The transcript is spliced from 3 exons. Gene Ontology annotation, molecular function: protein binding. Lineage: Eukaryota; Ciliophora; Oligohymenophorea; Hymenostomatida; Tetrahymenidae. The record is from RefSeq and is a predicted model, not a curated record.